ACUACACUCCAAGCCCCAACUGCUGCAUCCACUUUGUAAAUCUUUCCUUGCUUUUCCAAUUGAAAAUUAUGCCUGAAGAAGCUGAUCUGGGGAGAAAAGUAUUAAUCACACCCAUCAUGUUGGAGGAUUUUCUCAGCCCUGAAAGCACCGUUUCACUGACCUGCUCGACUCUCCCAGAAGCCUCCCCACCAGGAAGUGGUAUGCCGGAGAGAUCUCUGGUGUUGUUUUGACAAUGAUGGAGGAAGAAGAAUUUGAAUUUGCUGAGGAUUUGGAGGCUAUUUUGCAUCUAACCCCAGAGGUGCAACUAGCCAUUGAGCAGGUUUUCCCCAGCCAAGACCCACUGGACAGAGCAGACUUCAAUGCUGUGGAGUACAUCAACACACUGUUCCCCACCGAACAGUCUCUGGCUAAUAUUGAUGAUGUGGUAAACAAGAUUCGUCUGAAGAUUCGGCGUCUGGACGACAAUAUCAGGACGGUGGUGAGAGGCCAGACCAAUGUGGGCCAGGAUGGCAGACAGGCAUUGGAGGAGGCCCAGAUAGCCAUCCAACAACUCUUUGGCAAAAUCAAAGACAUCAAGGACAAGGCAGAGAAGUCUGAACAAAUGGUUAAGGAGAUUACAAGGGACAUAAAGCAGUUGGACCAUGCCAAGCGCCACCUAACCACAUCUAUCACCACCCUCAACCACUUGCAUAUGCUGGCAGGGGGUGUGGACUCUUUAGAAGCCAUGACCAGGAAGAGGCAGUAUGGUGAGGUGGCCAACUUGCUGCAGGGGGUCGUCAAUGUGCUUGAGCAUUUCCACAAGUACAUGGGCAUUCCCCAGAUCAGACAGCUUUCUGAGAGAGUAAAAGCAGCACAGAGUGAGUUGGGGACUCAGAUCCUGGCAGACUUUGAAGAAGCCUUCCCCUCUCAGGGCUCCAAGAGACCAGGUGGUCCCAGUAAUGUGCUGAGAGAUGCCUGUCUGGUGGCCAAUGUGCUGGACCCACGCAUCAAACAGGAGAUCAUCAAAAAGUUCAUCAGGCAGCACCUCUCAGAGUACCUGGUGCUCUUCCAGGAAAACCAAGAUGUUGCAUGGCUGGACAAGAUCGAUCGUCGCUAUGCCUGGAUCAAGCGGCAACUGGUAGACUAUGAGGAGAAAUAUGGACGCAUGUUCCCGGAGGAAUGGUGCAUGACAGAGCGUAUUGCUGUGGAGUUCUGCCACAUCACCAGGGUGGAACUGGCCAAAGUGAUGCGAACACGGGCUAAGGAGAUUGAGGUGAAACUGCUUCUGUUCGCCAUUCAGAGGACCACAAACUUUGAGGGUUUACUGGCCAAACGCUUCACAGGAUGCACCUUGACUGACGCACCUGGACAAAAGAGACCCGAGAGCCCCCUAGACCCAACCAACCCCUUCCUGGAGGAUGAGGCAGGUGAGGAUGUGGGCACAGAAAAGGAUGAAGAUCUCGCCAAGCCCAGGAAGCCCAAAGCUCCGGACAACCCUUUCCAUGGCAUUGUCUCCAAGUGUUUUGAACCUCAUCUAUAUGUCUACAUAGAAUCCCAAGACAAGAACCUAGGCGAACUGAUCGACCGGUUCGUGGCCGACUUCCGAGCACAAGGCCCACCCAAGGCGGGGACGGAGGAGGGCGGAGCAGUCCUGCCCAGCUGUGCUGACCUCUUUGUCUAUUACAAGAGGUGUAUGGUGCAGUGCUCUCAGCUGAGCACUGGAGAACCAAUGAUCGCCCUCACAACCAUCUUCCAGAAAUUCCUGAGAGAGUACGCUUGGAAGAUCCUCUCUGGAAACCUGCCUAAGUCCAGCAGUAACAGUGGGGGUCUUACCAUCAGCAGUCUUCUGAAGGAGAAAGAGGGCUCAGAAGCUGCGAAGUUCACUGUAGAUGAGCUGUGUCUGAUCUGUAGCAUCCUUAGCACUGCGGAGUACUGUUUGGCGACCACACAACAGUUGGAAGAGAAGCUAAAGGAGAAAGUAGACAAAGUCUUGGUGGAGAGAAUUAACUUGACUGGGGAGAUGGAUACAUUCAGCACUGUGAUCUCAAAUAGUAUCCAGUUACUGGUACAAGAUCUUGAUGCAGCCUGUGACCCUGCUCUUACUGCUAUGAGCAAGAUGCCGUGGCAGAGUGUGGAGCAUGUGGGUGACCAGAGUCCUUAUGUCACGUCAAUCAUCAUGCACAUUAAACAAAAUGUGCCAAUCAUCAGAGACAAUUUGGCCUCCACCCGCAAAUACUUCACACAGUUCUGCAUCAAGUUCACAAAUUCUUUCAUUCCCAAAUUCAUAAACCACCUGUUCAGAUGUAAGCCUAUCAGCAUGGUCGGAGCUGAACAACUCCUCCUCGACACCCACUCCCUGAAGACAGUCUUGCUGGAUCUGCCCUCCAUAGGCUCCCAGGUGCUCCGCAAGGCACCUGCCAGCUACACCAAGAUAGUGGUGAAAGGCAUGACGCGUGCAGAGAUGAUACUUAAGGUGGUGAUGGCCCCACAUGAACCGCCAGUGGUGUUUGUUGAUAACUACAUCAAGCUCCUGGCUGAUGGCAAUCCUGAGACCUUCCAGAAGAUUCUUGACAUGAAGGGUCUGAAGCGCAGUGAACAAAGCAGCAUGCUGGAGCUCUUCAGGCAGAGGCUACCCACUCCACCCUCAGGGGCUGACGGCGGGCCCUCUUUGUCCUUCAGUGCCCCCACCCCUGAGCAGGAAUCCUCCCGCAUCCGUAAACUAGAGAAACUCAUCAAGAAGAGACUGUGAACAGAUACACACUGAAAUCACAUCUUGAAAAUGAAAGAGGCUGCAGGAUGAGAACGUCCUCAGUCCGCAGUUAUUCAUCUCAAGGACUUCAUACUCCAUUCAGUCAUCGUGGAGAAUUACAGAAAGAGCAGAAAGUUGACUGAAUUUUCUGACUGACAGUAAUGUGAACCCAAGCUGUCGCUCGAUUAUGAAGAAACGUCUUCUACCGCUACUUGAUGUUGCUACAUAUGUCAUUUACUUCUGUAAUUUCACACAUUUGUCUUCAUGACACUAAUGUCUGAGCGUUGCAACAUUAGUACAUUGUUGCACAGUGUAUUUGCACUCACACGACAGAAUGAAGUGCUGUUAACUAAAUUCUGCUCAGAGAGCCACUGGCUGCCUCUCUGGGACAUGUCUAAUCCAGGAUGAUCAUAGGCAGGCUGAUUUUAAUUAAAGUUGAUGUUUGAAUAUAAUGUAAUUCACGGAUAACCAUGGCUUUCCUCAAUUAUUUUAAUUUAAAGUUGGAGAUACCGGGUUGAAAUUUGUGUGCAUCUCUGCCAUCCAUUAAAGUGGAUAUGCGUCAUAGGUGUCGGGAUUGUUUGUGUGGACGGUGACCUAAAACGAUUCACUGACGAGGCUUCCCCCAGCCAGGGACAAAGAGGAUCUUUGGAUUUCCUGCAACUUCAGUGAGACAUGAGGCCAUCUUUUAUCUUGGCAUUUAAAAAUCUCUUGGAAAAACAUUAACACUAACUGCAGUCUUUUAACUUGGGCCUCUGACUAGAAGAUGAUGGUGGGGGGGAUCAGCCACAACAUUAAAAACAGCACUUUUAAUGUUGUGGCUGAUCAGUGUACACUGUCUAUAUAAACACUUAAAAUUUAACCCUAUGUCUCAUUUGCACUGACAUAAAAGCAAGUGUCCAUUUAUCCAUCCAUUCAACCACACUCUACUUGCAGGCCGAAUUUCAAACUCCGCAGUUUGGUAAAGAAUAUCUUUAGUCAUAAAAAUGUACUGAGACAGAACAAGAUGGCUUUGUCUCAGCACUUUGCCAAGUGCCCUCUGGUUCUCUGAAGCUGCUCCCUCUUGUGUCCUCGGUGAUGUCAAAUUCAGAACAUCACAGCCUCUGGAAGAGACACUAAACCUAUUUGCAGUCUGUUCCCUGGUCAUGGUCGCUGAAUUUCAUGUCAGUGCCUCUCAGCUUCUCAAGUCCUUGUAGAUCAAAUACAUGUUAAUGCAUUAGUGUAAAUAUUCCUGCCUUCAGGUACAAAAUGUUUGUAUUGUGUGAACUGUGUGCUACACAGGCAGUUGUUGAGCACUAUUAAAACAUUGCCACAGA
Seriola aureovittata is the source of this 4041-nucleotide messenger RNA. It is a transcript of the gene vps53, whose product is annotated as VPS53 subunit of GARP complex. The transcript has 23 exons. The record is from RefSeq and is a predicted model, not a curated record. Bases 233 to 2728 code for a protein of 831 amino acids. Lineage: Eukaryota; Metazoa; Chordata; Actinopteri; Carangiformes; Carangidae. Gene Ontology annotation, cellular component: GARP complex. Gene Ontology annotation, biological process: retrograde transport, endosome to Golgi.